GGCCGUGUGUUCCGGAGCGGGGGUGGCAGCUCCGCCGAGUCCCGGGCGUGCAUUGUUGUUUUGCUUUUAGUUAUGCCUUGAUACUUUUUUUUCAAGAACGCUGCUGAAUGAAUAGCUAGAUACUCUUCUUUCCCCCUAAAGUUAUGUGUGCAUGCGACCUCAACGCAAGAAGUUCUGGUUUGCAUAGCUUAGAUUUUUCUAAAAGCAUUAUCGUGCAGUGAUAAAGGUAGGACAGGACCUUGACAUGCCUGUGCACAUUUAUCCACGAGAGCCACGAAGCAGUUUGAGGUUCGGUUCAGAUUGCCAGGGAUUUACUUUCUGUGUAACUGUUGCAGGGGUUUAUAAACAGUUCUUGGUAUUUUGUUAGUUACAAAGACAUCAGGUAGUUACCAGCUGUACAUUUCCUUUGCGGGUGCCCGCUGUUCUCUUGUGUCUGCGUUGCAGUGUGACACAUCUUUGGUUCAGAGCUGGCCAUAGGCAGAGGAAAAAACAGCGACCUUCCAGCAGGGCAGAAAGACCAAGCAAGGCAGGUGCAAGGUACAGCUGCAGCAUCUUCCAAUGUUAAGGCUUGGGAAGUGAGCAGAAGUCUAGACAAUUAAUAGUAGAUUUUUUUUUUUUUCUCUCCAAAGCAUACAGAAGCCAUUGGAUAAUAAUUUACAAAUCACAUGUGCAAAGGAGAUGUAGUAGAUGUUGUGGUUUUAUUUUUCUGCUUGGACUUAGGAACUUUGAGUAGAGUCCUUUCUGCUGAUGAGCUUAUAGUGUUGAAAUUAAAUGGAGUUCACUUUCAAAAUGGUUCUGGAACAUGAACUGAAUGUGACCUGUCUGUGCUGUUCUCAUGCAAACAGCAAUCCCAAGAAGAUGGUUUCCUUUAUUAAGGGAUGUACUUGAACACAGGAAGACUGUACAAUAAAAAAAUAAAUAACAUUCAGGAGAAACCUAAGAUGGAUCAUUUGGGCUUUGGUUUUUUGUUUGGGGUUUUUCCAAUUUCUGCAGCAAUUCUAAGAUAUAUGUUCUUGGAUGUCCUGAACAUUUUCUAAAAGUCAGCUUAUCCAUGAUCUUUUACAGGCCUGAAUUUUACUGUUGUUCUGCAUAACUGGGUUUUGUAGACAUGGUGUGCCACCUCCAGUUUUAAAAUAACUGAUUGUUUUAGAAUAUACUUUAUAUGCAUUUUGAGGAAGGACAAGAUGUAGCAUAGGCAGAUAUUAUUCCCCGUUGUAUUACUGUGUCAGAGAACUAAAUGAAGUAUAACUGAAAUUGUCUCCUAUUACUAAGGUAUUGCUGAAAUCCUAAUGAACCGGCCCCACGCGAGAAAUUCACUGGGAAAAGUAUUUGUAGAUGAACUGUUCAGUGUCCUGGAGCAGCUCCGCUUCGAUGAGCAAGUGCGUGUGGUGGUGUUCAAGAGCCAGGUGAAAGGAGUGUUUUGUGCAGGAGCAGAUUUAAAGGAACGUGCAAAGAUGGAUGAUGCAGAAGUUGCAGAGUUUGUUAGAAGACUGAGAAAUCUUAUGGAUGAAAUAGCUGCCCUGCCCGUGCCCACGAUCGCUGCAAUCGAUGGCUACGCCUUGGGCGGUGGAUUAGAGCUGGCCCUGGCCUGUGACCUCCGAGUGGCAGCUUCAUCAGCUAAAAUGGGCCUUAUUGAGACCACACGAGGACUUCUGCCUGGAGCAGGUGGAACCCAGCGCCUGCCCAGAUGUGUUGGAAUAGGUCUUGCAAAGGAACUCAUUUUCACUGGCAGACAGGUUGAUGGAGAACAGGCAGCCUCCAUGGGGCUGGUAAAUCACUCAGUGCCACAGAACAGCGAGGGAGAUGCAGCUUACCAGAGAGCUUUAACUUUGGCUAAAGAAAUCCUGCCCCAGGCACCAUUUGCUGUGAAAAUGGGAAAACUGGCAAUAAACAAAGGAAUGGAGGUUGACAUUGCAUCAGGAAUGGCUAUUGAGGGGAUGUGUUAUGCCCAGAAUAUUCCCACCAGAGACCGUCAGGAAGGGAUGGCUGCCUUCAGGGAGAAGCGACCACCUCAGUUCACUGGCAAAUAAUGCGUUCUGCUUCCCCUUGAGUUUUUGGAAAUAGAGCAGGACUGAGGAGGGCCCACUGAUUUCUUAGGACUAUUUUCAUCACACCAUUCUGUGCACUUAACUCCUUGCCUUGGACUGCAUUUCUAACUAUUCCACUGGAUCGUUUUUCUUUACAAAUCUCCAAAUAAAAAUUUAACUUUGUACAACAGA
Molecule: messenger RNA, 2219 nt
Organism: Lonchura striata (white-rumped munia)
Lineage: Eukaryota; Metazoa; Chordata; Aves; Passeriformes; Estrildidae
Gene: ECHDC2
Product: enoyl-CoA hydratase domain containing 2
Biological process (GO): fatty acid beta-oxidation
Cellular component (GO): mitochondrion
Molecular function (GO): catalytic activity
Source: RefSeq, a predicted model, not a curated record